UUUGGUUAGAAAUUGACACAUUGUAUUAUAAGUGUAUUAAAAUGUACGAUAAAUGUAUUAUUCAUCAAUAAAUUUGUAUGAUAUGUGUUUUUUAGAUUGUUCUCUGUAAUGUCUUAAAAUUGUAUUAUAAAUGUAUAAAAGUGAUCAAGUGAAAAGAAAAUAUUAUUGUUAUAAAUGGUAAAUAUUUUCUAAAUAUAGAUAUUUAUGUAAGUUUUAGGUGUUGAUGGCGUGUUUGGCUGGUUUUUAAGAACAUAUAUAUAUGUAAAGUAAAAAGUAUCCAUAUUAUCUAAUAUGAAACUAAGAGAACAUUAAUGUAAUGAAUAUUAUGAUCAAGAACAAGCUAAUAAUAUUACUUAAAAAAGGUAGGGUAUUAGGUUUUUGCAUGGUAUUAUAUUGAAAAGUUUAUACGAUAAUUUUAAUUUUUAGUUUACAAAAAUAUUAUAUUAUUUCAAUAUCAAAUUUAUUUGGUAUGGUUUGAUAUUCUUAUGUUCGGUUUCAGCAUUUUGUUGUAUUGUAAUUGAUAAUUAUAACUUGUUUUACUUCCAUUUACAUAUAACUGCGUAAUAGAAAUUAUGACUCUUGACUUUUUUAAGAAACAUUGAAUUAUAUUAUGUUACAUUUUAAACAUGUAGAGAUAUUCAAAAGAAAGUAUAUGCAAUUUCCUUUGCUAAUUAAUUACAUAAAAUUUAAAAAAAAUAUCAAGAUAAAGUACUCAGAGAUUCAUCAUACAAUUAGUGUUGUACUUAUAUUAGUUUAUAUAAAUUAUAUGAGUGUUAGUAUUAUAUAUGUAAUUAUAUAUUUUAGCAUGAGAUUUUUAAUAUUAUAAAAAAGCAUACCAAAACAAUAGGAGUAUUAAAUAUUAUAAUGUUAAAAUUAUGGAAUCAAGAGGUUUCAUUGGGUAUGGUAUGGUGGAGUUACUAUAUAAUUUUAAGAUGAAGUGAGUGAAAGGUAAAAUAAAGUUAUUAAAUAAAAAGUAAAAGCAAAAUGAAAAAAGUAAGGCAACAAAAUAAUUACAUUAGAUUGAUUGUCACAUAAAAUUAUAUUCUUUUAUUGUUAUAUAAUAAUAAAUCUUGAAUAAUAAUGAACAUAAACAUUAUUCCCUCUGUUCAUUUUUACUUGACAGAUAUUACUAUUUGACUUGAUAUACCUAUUAAUAAAAUAAUUAUUGAUAUAUGUGUUCUAUCAUACUGUCCCUAUUAAUUGAAAAAAAGUAUUUAUUUCUAAAGGUAAAACAUGAAAAAAGUUAACUGUGUUUUCUUGAUAGGUUAAAAGUAGAAUAAAAAUAAGAGUUUGAUUUGGUUGAAGUACAUUUUUCCCCUUCAAAUCAACGUAUAGUUCAUGCAUCUUUUCAUUGUUUCGUCCCCCUAUUUUUCUUUUUCUUUGUUGAAAGAGGAAGUGGACGAAUUCAAAUCGAGUUCUUUCCAUUCCUAGAACAGUUGUUUAAUGGGUGAAUUUGGUCCUUUAGGUAAUGCAACUUGGUUCUCAAAAAAAUGUAGGCCAAGUUGACCUAUUUAUUGUAUGGAUUAGUUUUAUUUACUCGGUCUGAUCAAGACCAACUAGAAAUUGGUUGAUGACUGAUAUUAGAUGAGUGGGCAACAAUAUAUGCUCAUCAUUUAUUGUUAGUUCAAAUUCAAAUUGAUCUACGAUGCAAGCUAAGCAAAUGAUCAAACAUUGAACUUGUCGACCAAUACCCUAUCUGAAUGAAUUCUGAACCAUGGAAUUGGUUGGUACCUCCACUUCCGGCAGCAGGAAGAGGUUUCCAUUGGCUGCGCAGCAAGAGAUUAUGAGGGCCGCCAAGAAAGAUGACCAGUACAAGAGUCGUCGUAGCUUACCAGAAUGAGCCUGCUUGUCUUGCACUGAACGACCAUUUGAUUAUCCUUCACAAGAAGGUGGCAGAGCUGUUCUGGAUAUUAGUAUCAAAUUUUACAUGUUCUUUGGGAAUGGAUUAAUCACUGACACUGUUGAGGAAUGACAGGUUUAUGGACCCAAUCUUUACGUGGUGCAUAAUGAUUUGGAUCGUAGUCUCCCCUUGUAUGAUGUUGGUUUAUGGAGUCGAGCUAUGAAAAUUGCGAUUAUUGGUCGAAAUAAACUUGGAUUCAUUGAUGGAUCAUGCAGAAAAGAAUUAUAUGGUCCUAACUUGACAAAUCUGUGGGAAAGAUGCAAUGCGAUAGUGCUUUCGUGGAUUAUGAACUGUGUUUCGAAGGAGUUACUUGGAGGCAUUGUUUAUUCUACCAAUGCAGCAGCUGUGUGGAAGGAUUUGUGUGAAAGAUAUGACAAGAUUGAUGGAUCACGUAUUUUUCAACUACACAAAGAAAUUGCUACUGUUAGCCAAGGUACAAGUUCAAUCUCAACCUAUUUCUCUAAGCUACGUGAGUUGUGGGUAGAGUAUGAUAGUUUGGCACCUGUUCCUGGUUGUGAUUGUGUGAAUUCAAGAGAAUUUGUAGUGUUCAUGCAUAAUCAGAAAUUACUGCAAUUUCUCAUGGGAUUAAAUGACUCAUAUGAGCAAGCUAGAAGCCAAAUACUAAUGAUGGUACCUUUGCCUACUAUAAACAAGGCAUACUCACUGCUUAUUGAAAGAGAAAGCCAACGUAUCAUGACACAAACCUCUCACAGUUCAAAUUCAUCUGAUCUAAAUGCCUUGUUUACUGCUCAAUCAUCAGUUCCCAAACCAAGGUUUAAUACUAGUUCAAGCUAUGAUCCAAAUGCAUUUUGUGAUUACUGUAAAAGAACAGGACACAUGCAAGCUGUGUGUUAUAAACUUCAUGGAUAUCCACCUGGUUAUGAGAGAAAGAAGAGAGGUUCUACUGGCCCUACUUACAAUAAUCAAGGGAGAGGAAGAUCAAGUAAUGAUAGGAGAUCAUAUCCAUCUGCUAACAAUGCAAUUAGUGAUACUGAUCAUUCUGAGUUUAAUAGAAUUGAGAAUCCAAGAAAUCAAGGUUAUGGUAGAGGUGAUAAACAAGCUGAUUCUGGUGACUAUCACAAAGGAUUGAAUGCAUUGCAGGAACAAUAUAAUCAAAUCCUGCAGAUACUUGGCCAAUCAAAUAAGCAGAACACCACUGAAAGAGACUCAAAGUCACAUUCCAGUGCAAAUCUAGCUCAAGAGAACUAUCCUGCAUCAGGUAAUGUCACUGCUCUUUCAGCUAGUAUAGGACAUACAGGAUGGAUUAUAGACUCUGGGGCAACAAAUCAUAUGACUCCUCACUCACAAUUAUUGAUUAAUAAACAUCCAUUGCCUAUUGAUGCACCUAGAAGUGUACAACUACCAAAUGGAGAUAGUACAUUGAUCACACAUACAGGUUCUAGUUGUAUGACCUCACAAGACAUUAUCAAUAAUGUUCUUCUUAUUCCUGACUUUAAGUUCAGUCUAUUGUCAGUCUCAAAAAUUACAAAGGAUCUACAGUGUGCAGUAUGUUUCUAUCCUGACUUUGUGACUAUUCAGGAUCUCUCCAGUGGGCAGGUGAAGGUGAUUGGUAGAGAACAGGCUGGACUUUAUCUCAUUCCUCAUCCUUCAUCUUCUGCAGCUAAUCCUCAAACAUACUCUCAUUUGGUUCAUGAUGGUUCAUCAAGUUCACAAACUGUUCUAUGGCACCAAAGACUUGGUCAUACUUCAUCUAAUGUUUUAGCUAAAACUCUCAAUCUUCCAGUUACACAGUGCUCAAAUGAGGUUCACAACUGUACAAUAUGUCCUCUAGCUAAACAACCAAGACUUCCUUUUCCAAAUAGCUCUACUAUAUCUUCUAGUCCAUUCCAGUUGAUACAUAUAGAUGUUUGGGGUCCAUUUCAUACUCCUACAUAUGAUGGUAAUAGAUUCUUUGUCACUAUAGUGGAUGAUUGUACUAGAAUGUUGUGGCUGUUUCUAAUAAAGUUGAAGAGUGAUGUUUGUGUUGUAUUGAAAAAUUUCUUUACUCUAGUCAAAACUCAAUUCAACUUAUUAGUUAAAAGCAUUCGUACUGAUAAUGGUUCUGAGUUUGUUAACACUGAGUGUACACAUUUGUAUACAAGCUUGGGUAUUGUUCAUCAAAGAACCUGCAUACACACUCCUCAACAGAAUGGUAUAGCUGAAAGAAAACACAGACACAUACUUGAGGUAGCAAGAGCCAUCAGAUUCCAAGGUCACAUUCCUAUCAGAUUUUGGGGACACUGCAUUCUCAAUGCUGCAUAUAUUAUAAACAGAUUGCCUACAUCUGUUUUGCAUGGUAAAUCUCCAUACGAAAUGUUUCAUAAGUGCACACCUUCCCUACAGCAUAUGAGGGUGAUAGGUUGUCUAUGUUUUGCUAAAAACAUGCACAUUAAGGACAAAUUUCAUCCUAGGAGUAUCAUUGCUGUACACAUGGGAUAUAGUGCUCAUACAAAGGGAUAUAUGUUGUACAACAUCAAGGACAAAACAUUCUUCAUUAGCAGAGAUGUCCUAUUUAGAGAAGCUAUAUUUCCAUUUGCUUCUCCUUCAUCUACUGCAUGGCAAGUGUUCCCUAAGGUUGAUGAAUCUUCAGAGGUUGCACCUUUGUUCCAGCCUAAUCCUACAACAGUUGUACAUACAGAGUUAGUUCCACCACAAGAUACUCCUUCUAUAAGAAGAUCACAAAGAAGUACCAAAGCUCCUAUAUGGCUACAGGAUUAUGUGGCAUCUGCUCAGCUUCAAUCCAAUAAACCUUUGUAUUCCAUUGAUAAGUACAUUGGCUAUGACAGCUUGUCUUCUUCUUAUCGAGCCUUCCUUACUUCAUUUGGUACUGAAGUUGAACCUACCUCUUUUGAGGAAGCCUGUAAGGAUCCAAGGUGGGUUGAAGCAAUGCAAGCUGAAAUAUCAGCUUUGGAGUCUAAUCAAACAUGGCAGGUGGAAUUCAAACUCUCACACAAUUUCAAAUACAUUCAAAGGAGGCAAUCUGGUGGAGAAUCUGGUAAUAUCUCAGGCUCAUCUGGUAGUUACAACAGUAGUGGUGCAGGCUCAUCUGGUAGUUACAACAGUAGUGGUGCAAGCUCAUCUGGUAGUUACAAGAAUAGAAGGCACUUGUUGCAAUGUGAUCACUGUGGAUGCAUGGGUCACUAUGAGGAACAAUGUUACAAAAUUGUUGGAUAUCUAAUUGAUUUUAAGUCAAAGAGGAAAGGCCAGACUUCUGGAGCUUAG
This is a messenger RNA of Solanum pennellii, 5122 nucleotides long. Its product is annotated as retrovirus-related Pol polyprotein from transposon RE2. Gene Ontology annotation, molecular function: nucleic acid binding. NCBI's taxonomy places the organism in Eukaryota, Viridiplantae, Streptophyta, Magnoliopsida, Solanales, Solanaceae. The transcript has 6 exons. Gene Ontology annotation, biological process: DNA integration. The record is from RefSeq and is a predicted model, not a curated record. The coding region runs from base 2060 to 5122 and encodes 1020 amino acids.